AGAACUCUAAGAACAGUCAACACUCACAGUAAUUAAUUCAGUUAGAUGGUAUAAAUAAAUCAUCAAGAGUAUGAUUCUGACAUGCUUACAGUUGGUACAAUACUCAGCAAUAAGAAUUCCAACAUGCCUUGUAUUCUCACUGAUGGGAUGGGCAUGUGUUUUAUCAGGACCAAAGCAGAUACAGUCACUAUCGUGGUUAUGGCAUCAUCAUUUGUGUAUGCAAAACAAGAAUACUGUCAUGACUAUGCUUUGAUAAUCAUUGUCAUUGGGAUUUGUUAUAGCCUCGUCGUCAGUUCUCACUAAAUCAUUUCUGUAAAUCUUUCUGUCUGUGAAGAUUGAUCAGAGGGCACUCUUAGACACAAAAAAAACAAGCAGAUGGAAUUAGUCAGUGUUACUUGAAGCCUUGAAUAACCUCACCGUGAAGAUAUAGAAGCUUUUAAUCAUUUUUAAAAUGGGUUUCAGUACUGAAAUGGCUGCCUCUCCCUAUGACCCCGAGCACAACCCAAACUGAUUACAUAAGGAAAUCAUAAAAACUGCUGAUGCUAUCGCAAUGUUUGUCACAUUAUGAUAGGGCAAUAAUUUAGACAACCGAAAGCACAAAGGUUGGUGAGAUGCUGUAAAAGACAAAAAGUAAAUUGAGCUUACCUGGGAGGUCUGCUGUCUUUCCCCGCUGCUCCAUCUGGAAUGCACAGGUCUACGAGGCUCCCCUGAGUGAACUCUCAAAGGCAAGCCAGUUGCACGGGGAACAUUCCACUGGUUGAGGGAAGAAUGGAUUCGAUUAAACCCCAGGAAGAUUCCCCCAUGGCCAAGGGCAAAAUGAAGGGCAAAGAGAAAAAGAUCAGAAUCAAAGAACCUGAGAGCACUUCCCUCCGCAGCACCUACACAGGAGAAGUACGCUGGACACUUCCAGAUGAGAAGCUUCAGAUGCACAGCUCAUUGCCCAUCAGAACUACCCCUUACAAACAGAAGGGCCUGAGAGAUCUGCGUGGCCUACAGGAAUGUGUCAAAUUUAUCCACACCUGGAAGGAACUAGUAGAGAGUUUUUGCAAGAACACCAGCGAGCCCAUCAGCAGCUACGACAGAGACCUAGCCAGUAAUCAGAGUCUCGCGCAGAGCCGUAAACUCAUCCUACAGUCGGCCGAGGAGUUUAAGAGAGUGGACUCGCUGUUCAGUGAGAGUACUGAGGAGAAACACAAGAAAGACCAGAACACCACUGAAGAGAGGAUCGUGGAAUGGGCCAAGGAGCUUCAAAGUGUGACUGAGAGCUGUGGCCUGAUGAGAGAGGAGCUUCUCCAGACUCUGAGGAACCUGGAACUGCGGAAGAAGAAACUGAAGACCCUGCUGCCCUUCCUGGAAUUCCUCACCUGGUCGCUGCUGAAAGAGGACAGCAAGGUGUCUCAGAUGUGGCUUGCCACCAAACAGCUCACCUGGAAGACAGACACGCCUAAGUACAUCCCAAAUUCAGUGUGGGACUGGAUCUGUAGUGCAUCAGUCAACGUAACACUGGACACCAUGACCAACCACCCAUGGCUGAUCGUGUCCGACGACCGCAAGAAGGUGCAGGAGGCGCAUACGGAGACAGAAGUGUCUUUCAGCGUGCAGCGCUUCAACGGUUGGCCCUGCGUCCUGGGCUGGGAGGGUAUGACCAUAGGCCGCCACUAUUGGGAAGUAAAGCUGGCCAACAACGGCUACUGGAGGCUAGGUCUGACCACGGCCUCCUCCAAGCGCCACGGCCGCUUCAGCAUGUACCCCGAAGAUGGCUACUGGGCGCUGUGGCGCAGCACACGGCAGUUCUACGCCUGCACCCAGCCGGAAACGCUGCUGCCCCUGGAGAUGGUGCCCACCAGAAUAGGCAUUUACUUGGACUACGACGAAGGUCAGAUCUCCUUCUACAACGUGGAGACACGGUCACACAUCUUCACCUUCAAGGGGGCUUUCCGUGAGAAGCUUUACCCUCUCUUUGCGCCUCUGGAUGGGCGUACGCUCAUGACUAUUUCAUACCCUGAGAUAUGAAGCUUUCAAAAGCCACGGGAAAAAUAAUCCAACAUUUCUGACGUCCUUAAAAAAAUUCGUUAUUUCAGAAUUUCAUUUCUGCCACAUUUCUGAUCCUCUGUCUGUACCAUAUUUACCACAUUAAAAAAGUAGAAAAAAAACUUUCAAUUUUCCACAUUAUCUUUUGAAACUAUGCCCAAUAACUUCCUAAGCAUUUAAAAGCGAGUCUGUAUAUGUCAAAACUCAUGCCUCUACCCUUGCAAGGGCAUAACAGAAAACAACAAGCGAAAAAUACAACACUUCCUAAUAGACCUAGCCUGACGAUGUCAUACUCAUAAUUCUAGUCAGAAUAUGAGUCUGAUACCGCUCCAAUGGGCUG
This is a messenger RNA of Clupea harengus (Atlantic herring), 2371 nucleotides long. RefSeq lists its product as uncharacterized. The record is from RefSeq and is a predicted model, not a curated record. Lineage: Eukaryota; Metazoa; Chordata; Actinopteri; Clupeiformes; Clupeidae. Gene Ontology annotation, molecular function: protein binding.